AUUCAGGACUUGCGAAAAUCCCUCGCUCUUGUUCUGACUUUUUUAAAAAAUUUCUCCUUAUUAUAAUGGAUGGUAUUUCUUUUAAUAAACGAGCGAAUUUUGCUACGGCUUCACGUUUAUUAGCAAGUAUAAUAAAUGAAGAAAUCGUAAAUACCGUAUUUCUAUCAAAUAACAAUAAUAUACCAAAAAAUGAUUUCAAACAAAUUAAAACAUCCGGUGGAAUGAUUUUUGUUCUACCAAAUUUCAAAAGAACAAAUUUUAAUUAUGAAAAUUAUAUUAUUACGGUUCAAACUUUAAAUAAACCCAUGACAUCAUCUACUCAACAUUUUGAUAAAGUUGAAUUCAUUGAUCCAUGGGACAUGAUUUUUCCUGUUGGUAAAAUCAAAAUUAAAGAAAAUUUAUCAUUCCAAAAUAAUGAUGUUAAAUCGUCAAUGAAUUUCAUUUUUUCAUCUUAUGAUUCAAAUGAUUCAAUUGAAGAAAUUUCUGCUGUUGAAUUGAUGAGAAUAUUUGGAGUUUGGAUGAAUUUGGAAAAUGAUAUUUCCAAUCAACUUAUCGCGGAAAUUAAUAGUUCUGUUCAAUAUCAAGAGAUUACUUAUAAAAAUUAUAAACAUCAGCUUUCUUUGAAUUUCUCAUCAAGUGUUGAAUGGGAACAAAGUUUACUCGAAGGUCAUGCAUUUCAUCCGAUGCAUAAAGCACGUCAUGCAAUAUCGCCAAUUCAAGAAAUUUUACCAGGAUCGUAUGAUUUCAUGAAUCCAUUAAUUCGUUUUAUUGAAGUUCCACUUGACAAAAUGGUGAUUCGAGGUUCAUAUGAAAAAACAAUUGAAAAAAUCACGAAAUUGUUGCCAUCCCCACCACCUUCAUCAAAAAAUACAAUUUUAAUCCCAGUACAUGAAUUGCAAAUUCCAAAUAUUGAAUCAAAAUUUCCAUUUGCUAACAUUUUACCAGAAAAAUAUUCUAUUAAAGCAAAAAGUCAAGCAUCACUUAGAACUGUUGUUAUACCAGAAUUAAAUGAUAUAGCAAUUAAGCUUCCAUUGGGAAUAAAAGUUACUUCAGCAUUGCGUACUGUUACGCCUUGGUCAACUCAUUCUGGACCAGCACUUGGAAGUAUUAUCGAUAAACUUGAAAUUGAUCGUAAUUUAUUAAAAGUUUGUAAAGAAUUUGCUGGUGUUUAUUCUAUAGAAAAAGAUUUUGACAUUGCUAAACAUUCAACUUGUAUUAUACGUGAAGAUUUUAAUGAAUUGAAUUCUGAUGGUGAACGUGUUAUUAUAUGUGCUGCAUUAGUUGAAAGAGAUGAAUUUGGUAAAAGUGUAGUGGAAAAGGUUUGGAAUUUAGAUACUGAACAAAAAAGAAUUGAUUUUUUUGAUAGAUUCGUUUCGAUUUUGUUUAAAGCAUUCCUUCCACCAGUUUUCGUUAAUGGAUUUUCAUUUGAAGCUCAUCUACAAAAUGUUUUAGCAAGAUUUGAUUCAAAAAGUGGAGAACUUGUUGGAUUUGUUGUUAGAGAUUUUGGUGGUAUUAAACAUCAUCAGGAUACACUUUUUGAAAGUAUAGGAGAAAGAGUUGAUGUAUUAGAAGAAAGUUUUACUGAAGCAAAAGAUUUCCCAGAGGUUUAUAAGAUUUUGUAUCAUACAUUGAUACUAUGUAAUGUUCACCGUUUUGCUCGUGCAUUAAAUCUUCAUUAUAAUGGUAUUGGUUGGGAUAUCGUUAGAAAACAUUUCAAACAAAUAGUUCCACGGGAUCAUUUGUUAUAUAAAACAUUUCUUGAACAAGAUAAAUUUAAUUAUAAAUGUCUUAUGGAAAUGAAAUGUGAUGGAUUAUAUAGAGAUUAUCUAUAUAUACCAAAACCAAAUUUGAUGAUGUAUAAAGGAGAAAGAAUUGAAUUAAAUUAAAUUAAUUAUUAUUGUUAAUUGUUUCUUUUAAAGUUACAUUCAUCAAUAAAAAAGCUUGUAAUUUUUGCUUAACGAAGCAGUUCCU
Rhizophagus irregularis DAOM 181602=DAOM 197198 is the source of this 1971-nucleotide messenger RNA. RefSeq lists its product as uncharacterized. NCBI's taxonomy places the organism in Eukaryota, Fungi, Glomeromycota, Glomeromycetes, Glomerales, Glomeraceae. Gene Ontology annotation, biological process: siderophore biosynthetic process. The record is from RefSeq and is a predicted model, not a curated record.